UACACACACACUCUUUCCCUCUCUCUCUUCCUCUCUCUCUCAUUUUCUCUCACAAACACUCACUUGCGCUCUCAAACACAUUUCUUGGUGGUCUGUCUAAAAAUCGACAGCGGGUUUUGACUCUGCACUAGGAUGCCUGCGGUUGCUGGACGCUGUCUGCAGUAAGCACGUUUAGGUUAUGCCGUCCAAAAGUCCGAAGUUGAGUCAGAAAGAAAGUGAAAAGGGCUAAGGACUCGGUCCCCCCGGAGCCAUGAGUCACCCUAAGGACAACGCCAACAACACCUCAAACCUGGUCCUUCCUCGGCGUCAUGACGACGAUGACGAGGAAGAGCGGGACUUGAACAAGACCCUGGGGGUGCAGCGUUUCCAGCAGAUCCUCCACCCCCCGUCCCGCGGACCCCCGGAGAAGCACCGUGCCUACAACGAAGACGACUUUGAAUACCACCGCCACUCCUCACACCACAUCCACCACCCACUGUCCAAGCUUCCUGCCGAGGGGAGGAAGAAGAAGAGCAACAAGAAGAAGAAGGGAGCGGGACGACGAAAAGGGUCCGCGGCCGGAGGAGCUCCCACCAUAGAGGAGGAUGAGGAGGAGGAGGAGGAGGAGUCCCACAGCCAGAACGAUGGAGAGGGCCUCUACGCUACCACUCCCACACCUGACACGGACACCGACACACACAACGAGGAGGUGCAGUUCUUUGUGUCUGAGGACGAGUCUGGCGGUGGCACCCUGCCCAGACACCUCACCAUCGUACCGGUGACGGCCCUGGGCACCAACCUGCCAGAGGACGCCACAACUACCGAUGAGCCAGUGGACUUGGUGCUGGCGGCUCACAGAGGAAGGAAUGGCCUAUCCUCCGGCCCUCCCCGGGAGUCGCCCAGCCCGCCUGUAAGGGGCUCCACACCUCCGUCCUCCUCCUUCAAAACACCGCCCCCUGCUGGCGGUCGCAGCUACAAUCUGCAGGAGCGCCGGUGCUCCGGCAACAUGACGGCCAGCCAGCGCCACCAGCGCCAGGCCACCGACGAGAGCGAGGCUCAGAUGCUGGGGUGUGCUGACCUGGACGGCAUCAAGAGCCACAGGUUUGAGGAUGUGCCCGCGGUGCGCCGUCACCUGGUCAGAAAGAGCAACAAGGGACAGGUGGUGCACAUCAGCAAGGACCACAAGGAGCUGAGUGCCCGCAGCCGCAAGUUGGACCGGACCCCCCAUGAGUACCGAUCCACCUCGUGCCCAGGCAGAAUGGUCCGCUUGGAGCUCGUGGGCUGUUUGGCACGGCACCAGAAGGUGUUUGUGGAGCUAAACGAGCUGGUGAUGGACAAGAACCAGGAGCUCCAGUGGCGCGAGACGGCGCGCUGGAUCAAGUUUGAGGAGGACGUUGAGGAGGAGACGGAUCGCUGGGGCAAACCGCACGUGGCCUCGCUCUCCUUCCGUAGUCUCCUGGAGCUCCGCAAGACCAUCUCCCACGGUGCGGUGCUGCUGGAUCUGAAUCAGAAGACCCUGCCCGGCAUCGCCCACCAGGUAGUGGAGCAGAUGAUCAUCUCCGACCAGAUCAAAGCAGAGGACCGGUCCAGUGUCCUCAGGGCCCUGCUGCUCAAACACAGUCACCCGAGCGACGAGAAGGAGCACAGCGCUUUCACGCGGAACAUCUCCGCGGCAAGCCUGGCCUCCCUGAUGGGGAACCACCAUGGCAACAGUAACCACACAGGCCCGGGAGAGCCCUCUGUGACCGACCCCCUGAUGGGGGGAGACGGGGUCGCCGCCGCCACCCACACCGACGCCAGCGUCGACCUGGAGAAAAGCGAGAAAGACACUCCUCCCAUGUUGGGCAUGCACAGGUCCAAGUCCAAGCAUGAGCUCAAGUUGCUGGAGAAAAUUCCGGAAAAUGCAGAGGCCACUGUUGUCCUCGUAGGCGCUGUGUCCUUCUUGGAGCAGCCGUCCAUGGCGUUUGUGCGUCUGCAGGAAGCGGUCUUGCUGGAGUCGGUGCUGGAGGUGCCCGUCCCCGUGCGUUUCCUCUUCCUGCUCAUGGGCCCACCCAUUGCCAACGUCGACUACCACCAGAUUGGCCGCUCCAUCUCCACACUGAUGUCCGACAAGCACUUCCACGAGGCGGCGUACCUGGCUGACGAGCGGCAGGACCUGCUGAAUGCUAUCAACAGCUUCCUGGACUGCAGCAUCGUGCUCCCGCCGUCUGAGGUGGGCGGCGAGGAGCUGCUGCGAUCCGUCGCCCGCUUUCAGAAGGAGAUGCUCCUCAAGAGGGAGGAACGGCAGGGUCAGAAGCUCAAGGUCAAGGAGCCCAAGAGCCCAAAGGACAAAGCCCUGCAGGAGCCAUUUAAACCCAGUGACGACCCUCUGCGCCGUUCAGGCCGCCUGUUUGGGGGACUGAUCCGCGAUGUUGCUGGGCGAUACCCCAAAUAUGUCAGCGACUUCAGGGACGCACUGAACCCCCAGUGCAUGGCCGCCGUCAUCUUCAUCUACUUCGCUUCCCUAUCGCCCGCCGUCACCUUCGGGGGACUUCUAGGUGAGAAAACCGGGGGGUUGAUUGGUGUGUCCGAGCUGAUUAUUGCCACGUCGUUGCAGGGGAUCAUAUUCUCCCUCCUGGGGGCGCAGCCUCUGCUGGUGGUGGGGUUCUCUGGACCCGUGCUGGUGUUUGAAGAGGCCUUCUACUCGUUCUGCACCGCCAACGAAAUGGAGUACCUCACAGGACGUGUGUGGAUCGGCUUCUGGUUGGUGUUCAUCGUGGUCGUCAUGGUGGCCUUUGAGGGCAGCUUCCUGGUCCGCUUUGUCUCACGCUUCACCCAGGAGAUAUUCUCCUUCCUCAUCUCACUCAUCUUCAUCUACGAGACCUUCUCCAAACUGGGCAAGAUCUUUCAAGAGAAUCCUCUCCAGCACUGUUACCUUGUCAAUGGCACAUGGACGUCACCUUUGUGCAACAACACUGUGGUCGACGUUCCCGGCAAGGUGGUGGGAGAACCCAACACGGCCCUCCUCACACUGGUCCUCAUGUCCGGAACAUUCUUCAUAGCUUUCUACCUUCGAAAGUUCAAGAACAGUGCCUUCUUCCCUGGUAAGCUCCGCAGGAUUAUUGGAGACUUUGGAGUUCCCAUCUCAAUCCUUAUCAUGGUGCUUGUUGACUACAGUGUAAAAGACACCUACACCCAGAAGCUUAGUGUUCCCACGGGCUUCUCAGUGACCAGUCCUGAGAAGAGGGGGUGGCUGAUCCCCCCACUGGGCUCCGACGGACAGUUUCCUGUCUGGAUGAUGGCUGCUAGUGUCCUGCCAGCCCUUCUGGUCUUCAUCCUCAUCUUCAUGGAGACGCAGAUCACCACGCUGAUAGUCAGUAAGAAGGAACGAAUGCUGUUGAAAGGCUCUGGCUUCCAUCUGGACCUGCUCAUCAUCGUGGCCGUGGGCGGGGUUUCCUCCCUGUUUGGUCUGCCCUGGUUGGCCGCCGCGACUGUGCGUUCUGUCACCCACACCAAUGCCCUUACCGUGAUGAGCAAGGCUGUGGCCCCCGGCGACAAGCCUCGUAUCCAGGAAGUGAAAGAGCAAAGGGUGACCGGCUUCCUCGUGGCUCUGCUCGUCGGCUUGUCCAUCGUGAUCGGAGACCUCCUGCGUCAGAUCCCCAUCGCUGUCCUCUUCGGCAUCUUCCUCUACAUGGGCGUCAUGUCGCUGAAUGGCAUCCAGCUCACCGAGCGCAUGCUGCUGCUGUUGAUGCCCCCGAAGUACCACCCCGACCACACCUACGUCCGCAAGGUGAGGACUCUGCGUAUGCACCUGUUCACGUUGAUCCAGCUGGUGUGUCUGGCGCUGCUCUGGGCAGUCAUGUCCACCGCGGCCUCGCUGGCCUUCCCUUUCUUCCUCAUUCUAACUGUGCCCAUCAAAUUCUUCCUGCUGCCCCGCAUCUUUACCGCGCGCGAGAUGCAGUGUUUGGAUGCGGAUGACACGGAACCUUCAUUCGAUGAUAAGGAGGGACAGGAUGAGUACACAGAGAUGCACAUGCCGGUAUGAGGAUUGCUCAAGCCAUCGUGAUUGACAUCUUGCUGACCAAUAGUACAAUGUACAACAGGAAGUUGGCUCCUCCUAUCUUAUGAAAUCUUUUUUUGUUCACUUUAUGUUUUAUAACGGACCACUGGUGGUUGGUAAAUAUGUUAUUGGAUUUUUAUUGGAAUUGUUUUGGUCCCUAAUGCUAAUCAUGUUAUGUCUGUUUCACUAUUUAGCUUUUUGGAAGGGGAAUUUAUCUAAAUUAUUUGAGUAGUUGUUACAAUGUUGAAUCUUGUUAUUGUUUCUUUGGGGUAUUUUGGGGUUUGUAUUAAUGUCAGGUGGGACAUGGGCUAGCUUUGUGUCAAAGUAGGGGAUUGGGUAAAUGUAAGGGUUAACCUCUUCCAGCUAGAGUGAAUCACAUUCACUGAGGUCGUGACCUGAGAAGAAAGCACUUUAAUAUGAGGUUCAAAACUAAUUAAGUAUAUCUCUCAUGAUAGUGGUAAAAUGCAUACAUUAUGAACAUAGACAUCACGGUUAGGUUUAAUACUAAUUGAAGGCAAUCAUUUGAAAAGUACAAUUCUCGAUUUGUAAUAUGACUUUUAUUUUUGGCAUUGACUGUUUUUAAUUCAAAAUGACCAACAAUUAACCAUUCAGUCUUGUGUUCACAGUUGGAUGUAUCAUUGCAUGAGUCUUUACGAUGUUACGUGUUUGUGACUGAGUGGAGUUAUAAUUCAGUACAGAGAGUGGAUGAAACAUGCACUAAACUGUUACUCAUUCCAUAUGACUUUAACAUUACCCACCAAAUUAAUUGAAUUAUUUGUGUGUCUGAUUACUGAGAAACGGUCCAUGUCACUCACACUGAUAAAUGUAGUAAGUAAAGUAAAAGCAAUCGACCAAUCAAUAAUCACUGUGCGUUCGUGAGCUCAGUCCGACAGGUUAGGUGACUAGCGCACGGCCGAGACAAAAUUACAAUAGGCUACCUUACAUACAGAACAGUACGUUUUGUUACUAGGCGUGCAGUAGUUUGUUUGCGGUCGUCUGGUGCAGUGUAUACAUCUCCUCAGUAGAAUAUAUCCGAGGCCAGUAGACUGAAAUAUUGAGUUAUAAUAACCAUGAUCCCUUGCGACACAACAGGAGAAGCAGCUCUUUCGGUUCUCACGUUGCUCAUAUCUUCCAUAGGGAAUGUUUUGAUUCACUUCAAAUAGGUCUAAGGUCCGUGUUCUGUGUAGGCUUACACCGCACCUUGCCAUUUUAAUGAUUGUGUAAAUAUCUAUAGAUCUGUGGUUCCCAACCUUUUUCGAUUCCUGUACCACUGACAGAGUUUUGCUCUGCUUGGAGUACCCCCUUGUGUUAAUUUCACUAGUAAGCCUAUGGUGUCGUGAGUGUUGACAAGUGUUGAGAAAACAAGUACCCCCAGGGGGCCUAGUACCCCUGGUUGGGAACCACUGGUCUAGGACACGUUGAAGUUUAGCAAUAUUUGCUAAAUAUGAGCAAAUGUUUUUUUUUUUGCGCCAACUGAAGCAGAUAUGUAGACAAACGCCUUAUCCUGACGAAAUUUACACAGUUGCCAAAACGCUUUGCCUGAGUAAUGGUAAAGAAACACAUUCCUUAUGGAAUAAAAGAAUGGUGAGCAGUAGGCCUAUCACAUUUUGCCUCUAGGCUUUAUGGAGACUACUGUAUGACGCGUCGACUAUUUCAGUCUAUUCAAGACUAGCCGACUGGAGACUUCAUAACGUUUAGUCUAUCUGAUUAAAAGUGUCUUAUAUUUCACUCCUGCGAUGGUUUUAUCAGAUUUGCUGGCUGUGCGAGUUGUUCAUGAUGACAUGCGGUCAGUGGCAACUGACAGGGCCCUAAAACAUGGUUCCGGUAGGGUUGGGCUAUAUUUACAGGGGUUGUUGGUUGCACAGCUGAAUCGAACCACCCUGCUCUACCCGCGUGGACACGUCAUCCCCUGAGAAGUCCUGGUUCAAAUUGAUUCCUUAUUUGCUGUCGGAAAAAAACCAAGCACAGCACUACCCCCUAGUGUAUAUUCGGAAUGAUGCACAAGGGAAUCCUUAGCUAAUUAACCUGGCAGUCAGUGCCUCAGAAAGUAAACGUGUCCACCUGUUUUUUAUCCUAGUUUAUUAGGAAGCACACCUACAUUUAGGUCAAGUCAUUUGCUGCUCCGUUAUCACCGGCGUGCUUUUCCAAACAUGUGAAAGUUUGGCCUCAUUACCUGAACACACUGUAGACCACGUCGUAUGUGCACGCUUCACGGUUAGAGAGUGAGAGGAAAGAUGCUGCAGUAGUAUGGGCACCAGAUAGUUGUUUUGACCACCUCAACACAAGUCGCUUGAUUUCCGCUAUUGUGCAAUGUAAAAUCUAAAUGUCUGAACAUAUUUCUCCUCACGUCACAUGCCUGUAAUAAAUGUGCAGUGUUUUCUA
Esox lucius (northern pike) is the source of this 6400-nucleotide messenger RNA. It is a transcript of the gene slc4a2a, whose product is annotated as solute carrier family 4 member 2a. Gene Ontology annotation, biological process: transmembrane transport; regulation of intracellular pH; monoatomic anion transport. The transcript has 24 exons. Bases 251 to 4003 code for a protein of 1250 amino acids. The record is from RefSeq and is a predicted model, not a curated record. Gene Ontology annotation, molecular function: solute:inorganic anion antiporter activity; monoatomic anion transmembrane transporter activity. Gene Ontology annotation, cellular component: basolateral plasma membrane; plasma membrane; apical plasma membrane. NCBI's taxonomy places the organism in Eukaryota, Metazoa, Chordata, Actinopteri, Esociformes, Esocidae.